Molecule: messenger RNA, 1213 nt
Organism: Caenorhabditis elegans
Lineage: Eukaryota; Metazoa; Nematoda; Chromadorea; Rhabditida; Rhabditidae
Gene: T05F1.9
Product: F-box associated domain-containing protein
Exons: 5
Coding region: 62-1141 (359 amino acids)
Source: RefSeq, marked reviewed
UCAAUUUUUAUAAACCUCAAUUUCCAUCCAUUUUCAGAUAAUUUAACAAAAGAAGUUUGUGAUGGCUUUUCAAAUAAAUGAUGAGAUGUCGCCUUUGGAUAUAUCCAACUGCUCCAAAGAAUCAUUGGAAGUGAAAGAAUUAAUUUCAAAUCUUUCGAUUAACAUUUCUAAUCUUUUGAUUGAAAAUUAUUACGAUUUCGUCAAAAUUAAUUUGGCACGAAAUGGAAACGAAUUUUCGGUAUGGAUGAUAUACGGAUUGGAUGAAUUGUAUGAAGAUGAUGAUAAUAUGGAAGAAAUUACAAUUGGAGAUGCAGUUUUUGAUCAUUCAGAGGAAGAAAUGAAUAAUUUGAUUUUAUAUCAUGAAAAUCGUUUUGUCGGUGCCCUUGCUGUACUGAAAUAUCUAUUUGAAAUCUUUACCGGAUCAAUUUUGGAUGCAAACUUUCUCACCGGAACUCCACCAACUCAAGAUAUUUCUAAUUUUCUGGUGGAUGUAUUUCAUUGCGAAAAAGUUCAACAAUGUGAGAAAGUGAUGAUAUUUCAAAACGGAAUUUCAUCAAAAACUAUGGUUGAUCAGAUUUUGGAUUUGGCAAAUGGAUUGAAAAGUUUGGACUUUAGAUGUCCAUUGCCAGACGAUUGGAGUAAUCCAAAAAUUCUGAAGCUAGACAAACUAGUUUCAUGGCCAUCAGAAUGGUUCACAACUAGUGAUUUAUUGACGAAAUUAGAUUGUGAAUGUGCUCAAUUGAACGAGACAAAUCUGGAUUGUAGAGCAUUCAAAGCAUUCAUGCUCAAGUGGAAAAUGUUAGACAAUACAAGACUGAAAAUGCUUGAAAUUUCAUUUGAUGGAGAUUGGACAUUAUUUAAUUAUGAUGGGCUUGACGCAAAGAAAUGGAAUCCUGAGGAAAGAGAUGGACAUUAUCCAGAUCUACUCGGGAAACCGGGAGCCCAAUGGUUGAAUUGUGAAUUUGUAAUGGAUAUUCAAAGAGACGACGGAAUGCUGGCUUCAUUUUGGAGAAGAGAGCAGAGUUUUCAUUUUGUAGUUUGGCAUGAUCGUCAUCCAAUUGCCACGUUGCAACCGGAUCCAGAUCUUCUUUUGAAGCUGGAGGAAAUUGAUUUUGCGAGUGAUGAAGAUGAUGAUGAAUGAGAAAAGUUUAAACUUUAUUUUUAUUGAAGUUUUUGCAAAAUUUGUUACAAAUGAAGUUAUUUAUAAUGGAGA